AUGAGUGAUUCACUUCCCUCUGAUGAUCCAAAACUUUCAGUGUUUGAAGUGCCCGAUGCUUUUGGAAUUGUUGAAGAGGGUAUCUAUCGGAGCUCAAUUCCAAAACAUGAAAAACAAUUUCAAUUCAUCAAGACACUCCGAUUAAAAACCAUGCUCUUUCUAUCUCAGGAAAUAAUUUUGAAAUCAUUUUUAACGUUUCUGGAGGAAGAACAAAUUGAAAUCAUUGAACUCGGAUUGCUCAUUUCGCAUCGUAUAUUGAGUGGAGGAGUAAAGAAUCAAGUCAUGGCGAAUGGAUCAUCUCAAGUGAAACCGAGAACGCCUGUUUCUGCAUCAACACCACCACCUCAGAGCUCAUUACCCAAUUUCCAACUUGCAACAAGUGUCAAUUCUUCUACCAACACCAAUACUACUCAAAUUUCUUCCUCGUCUUCCGCGUCAGCUCUCAAUACUCCAUCUGCAACAACCACGCCCUCUUCUAGCACUUCCUCCAAUUCAACAUCAAGCCACUUGAAUCCUUCGAAAUCGUCAUCCACACUCCAACAUGUCCCACCUGUAUUACAAAUCAAGAACAACAUGUCACUCAAUCUCUUGAAUACCUCCCUCUCAAAAUCCCUCUAUUCCGAUGAAAUUUAUAAUACAAAGCAUUGUACAGAUGAGCUGAUCAAAGAAGCUCUUGAAAUUUUAAUGAAUAAGAAAUAUCAUCCAAUAAUGGUGGUAUGUUCGAGCGGUAUUCAUCUCACAGGAACACUUAUUGGAUGCAUGAGAAAAUUACAAGAUUGGUCUCUGACCUCAAUUUUCACAGAAUAUGAAUGUUUUGCUGGAAAUAAUGCUCGUCACAUUGAUCAACAGUUUAUUGAAAUGUUUGACACGGAUUUAACAACGUUACCAACUGAAGAAUCCGGAAAUCUGCCACAAUGGUUCAUUGAGCAUAAACAAAUGAAACAACAAGAGGAGCGAGAAUAUGAAGAUAUGAUGAAACAACUACUACUCAACAAGAAGCAUGCUCAACCAAGCACAGCCCCAACAGCAACAUCAAUAAGCAGUACUACUCGACCACACUCACCCUCCGGUCAGCAUUUCACUUCGUCGUCACAAUCAUCUGGGGAAUCAGGCCAACAACAUCUUCAUAUCCAUCACACCCGAACGUCAAGCAUUCCACUUUCUGGUCUGGAUUUACAAAGCUCUGUUCCAAAUCUUACCCAACCAUCAAACACAACCAGUCAUGCUUCACAUACCUCUAUUUCUCUUUCACGAUCUGCUACUCUCAGCGGUAUCAGUAGAAUUGGAAAAACCAACUCGAAUGAUAAUAUUCAUGGGUCAUCCUUGGCUGUACAGCAAGAUCAUGGUUUGGAUCAUCAUGCACAAGCAUUGUCACCGCAGCAACAUGUCGAUUCGACAAGCGGUCAUAACAAUCAUCAUCCCUUUAAAUACACCUUUCAGAGGUAUUUAUUGGAUCAGCAUUGUCCGCUUAUAAGUGAAAAAUCCACCUAUUCUUCUUCAAGUGUGAUUGAGGAUGAAGAUGAUUAA
Messenger RNA from Naegleria lovaniensis, 1527 nucleotides. RefSeq lists its product as uncharacterized. The transcript is spliced from 2 exons. The record is from RefSeq and is a predicted model, not a curated record. Gene Ontology annotation, molecular function: phosphatase activity. The coding region runs from base 1 to 1527 and encodes 508 amino acids. Lineage: Eukaryota; Heterolobosea; Eutetramitea; Acrasida; Naegleriidae.